AUGAGAAACUUCAUGCCUUUUCUUUCCCUGGCCCUGGCGGCCGCAGGAGUAAUUUCUGCCGCUCCCACUCAGAACGCUGAGGCUGUUGUCCAACAAACUGGCUACGUCUCCCGGACCGUUCAUCCUGACUCUGAGAAUAUCAUUCUCCUUGGGAUUGCCAAGUACGAGGAUGAAAUCGCCGAAAAGGUGAAGCGUUCCGCAUUGCCAGGCCAGGACUCCGAGAACAUCAUCAUCCUUGGAAUUGCCAAAUAUGAGGAUGAAAUUGCUGAGAAAGUAAAGCGCUCAGCUCUUCCUGGCCAGGGUUCCGAGAACAUUAUCAUCCUCGGAAUUGCCAAGUACGAAGACGAGAUCGCUGAAAAGGUGAAGCGUUCCGCAUUGCCAGGCCAGGACUCCGAGAACAUCAUCCUCCUUGGAAUCGCCAAGUACGAGGAUGAAAUCGUGGCGAAACGGUCUAUCCAGGCUAGAGAUGAGGCUUCUGAGAACGCUAUUGUCCUCCUGGUGUUGAACUACGAGGAUGAUGUCAGCGCGAAGCUCAAGGGCGCUCUCCAGCGCAGAAGCGAAGAGGGCACCGCAUCCGAGAACGCCAUUGUACUCCUAGUUUUGAACUAUGAGGAUGAGGCCACUGAGAAGAUCAAAGGUGCUCUGCAGCGCCGGGGUGAGGAGGGCUCCGCUUCUGAGAACGCCAUUGUCCUCCUGGUUCUCAACUAUGAGGAUGAGGACACUGAUAAGAUCAAGCGCGCUCUCCAGCGUAGAGGCGACGAAGGCUCCGCCUCUGAAAACGCUAUCGUUCUCUUGGUUCUCAACUACGCUGAUGAAGCCAAGAAACUUCAGUUCUAG
This is a messenger RNA of Aspergillus alliaceus, 837 nucleotides long. RefSeq lists its product as uncharacterized. The record is from RefSeq and is a predicted model, not a curated record. The transcript has 2 exons. Bases 1 to 837 code for a protein of 278 amino acids. Lineage: Eukaryota; Fungi; Ascomycota; Eurotiomycetes; Eurotiales; Aspergillaceae.